ACCAAACGCAAAAGACGAUGGGACCGAAGAAGGGCAACAUGAACUCGAAGGCUGCGGCCGCCAACGAGCGCAAGGCCGCCAACGAUGCGGAGAAGAACAAGAAGAAGUCUGCCCAGGCCGAGGCGGCGGCGGCGGCGGAAUGGGCCCAAGGCGCUGAUGCCCGCGGCUCGAAGCGCCAGCAGGAAGAGGAACUCAAGCGCCAGCAAGCGGAUGCGAAGAAGGCGGAGCUCAAGCGUCUCCAGGAAGAAGAGGAAGCGGCCUUGUCGGGCGUGAAGGCCAAGGCCAAGACGAAGAACAUGAAGGACAUGGACAAGCCGUGGGAACUGGCUUUGGAGCCGACGGGUAAGAAGAGCAACAAGGGCAGCCGUGCCAAGCCUGCGUCGGCGCCGCGUGUCGUUGCCGACCCUGCCCCGGCCCGGCCCGCCGGUCGCCACGACAUUGUCUUCAACGACGACAUCGACUUGCACGAGAACAAGAACCGCCACGCCUCGGACGCUCUGGAAGCAACCUCGGUGGAGGACGCACUCGCGUUGCUGAGCACGGACGACAAGGGCAACGAGCGCCAUCCGGAGCGCCGUGCCAAGGCGGCGUACAAGGCGUUCGAAGAAGCCACGAUGCCGCAGCUCAAGGAAGACUACCCGGGCUUGAAGCUCUCGCAGUACAAGCAGCGCCUCAGCGAUAUGUGGCGCAAGUCGCCGCAGAACCCUCUCAACCAAGACUCCAAGGCCUACAACGCCAAGAACUAA
Saprolegnia parasitica CBS 223.65 is the source of this 746-nucleotide messenger RNA. RefSeq lists its product as hypothetical. Gene Ontology annotation, cellular component: nucleus. The transcript has 5 exons. Gene Ontology annotation, molecular function: transcription coactivator activity. Bases 18 to 746 code for a protein of 242 amino acids. Lineage: Eukaryota; Oomycota; Saprolegniomycetes; Saprolegniales; Saprolegniaceae. Gene Ontology annotation, biological process: transcription by RNA polymerase II. The record is from RefSeq and is a predicted model, not a curated record.